UUUCUCUCCUGUGCCGGAAAAACAGAGGGAGGGAGGUCAUGAUAUCGGUCGGCUAUACGCUAAGCCUGUCAUGAUCUAUCCCGUCAAACCUAAAACCACAAAAUCCUGCUGAUAAUCCUUUACAUCGACGUGUCUUUACGUUGAUUUUGAGGAUUUUGGUACAAUUUUUGUGGAGGGAAAUGGGGAAAAGAUCGUUUAAGCAGUUCAUAGAAGAAGAACUCGGGUCGGUCCCGAAGUUCUUCAUCUACGCGCUGCUCGAAUGGGCGAUGAUCUUCAUGUUGUUCGUGGGCGGGUUCGUGGCGUUCGUAACGAACGAAUUCGCAAAGUUCUUCGAGUUGCCGGUCCCUUGCCUGUUUUGCACCAGGCUCGAUCACCUCCUCCUCGGAAAAACCAGCCACGUCCAUUACAAUGAGUCCGUAUGCGACGAACACAAGAAGAGUGUGUCGUGUCUUGCCUUCUGUCACGCCCACAAGAAGCUUUCCGACAUCCGGAACUUGUGCGAGAGCUGCCUCCUGUCGUUCGCCACCGAGCGAGACACCGAUUGUGAUCGGUACAAGUCACUUCUCGGGAUCUUACACAAGGAUGUCGACCAGUUGUUGUUCGACGAAAACGGCGAGGUUCAGUUCUCGAUACCUUUCGGGGUUAAAAGGGUUGAAGAACCAGCGGAUUUUGAGAAGAGCAAUGAGCAUCGUUGUACAUGCUGUGGGCAGCCAUUGAAGCUGAAAUUUACCGGUUCCAAGGACAAAUUUUCUUCAUUAUCUUCUAUGGCACUAUCGCCUUCUCCCCGGGCUCUUUCGGAUAAUAUGCUUCAGAUUAAAUAUUCGGAGCUAAAGGUUAAACUUGAUGAACCAGAGGCUCUUGAGGAUAAUGAUCGCUCAAAAGUGAAGGAAGAUGGGAAGGGUGGUCCAAUGCCGAUGGUUCCGGAGGGUGACGAAGACGACAAGACCCCCAACGUUAUAAAGAGCAACAAGUUCUUCGGCAUCUCCUUAUCGGAUUCCUGCAACGACAGCCCUCGGUGGAACCGAACUCCGAGGAAGUUACUGCUUCAGAAACCUGAGUUCGCUUCGGAAUGUGGCGGCGAAGGCCAGGCACCGAACAGUCCUCGCAUGGACCGAAAGUCACUCAUGGCAUUGUACAUGGAACUCGACGAAGAACGCAGUGCCUCCGCCGAGGCGGCCUACAACGCGAUGGCGAUGAUCACCAGGUUACAGGCGGAGAAAGCGGCGGUUCAGAUGGAGGCGUUGCAGUACCAGAGGAUGAUGGAAGAACAAGCCGAGUACGAUCAAGAGGCACUGGAGGAGAUGGUCAAUCUGGUGGCCAAAAGAGAGGAGGAACUCAAUGAGUUAGAGGCCGAGCUCGAGGUUUACAGGGCGAAAUAUGGAGGUCUAAAGGAAACCGAUUUCGAAAAGCAUGCACCAAGAGACGAGAACGAUGAAGGGAACAACAACGACAACAACCACAACGGCAAACCCGAAACUGCCUUCACUACUACUACUGCGGAGAACUCGGAGACUCAGCAAGGUCAGGCCGAAUCAAAUCCCAGUAACCAGGAGAAGGUCGGAGCGGCGGAAACACACAAGAUAAUGGGAUCGGAAUCGAAUUCGUCGGCGGAAGCCACUGCGAAAUCAAAGAAAGCGAUGCGUCAAAUGGAUCGGUUGAAAAUUCUACAGAAGAAGAUGCAUAUUUCAACAAUGGGAAGGCAUGAAAGGCCAAAUUGUGAGUUUGAGGACGAGUUUGAAGAAGAUCAGUAGCGGAUUAGGUAGAAUAGUUUG
Molecule: messenger RNA, 1772 nt
Organism: Hibiscus syriacus
Lineage: Eukaryota; Viridiplantae; Streptophyta; Magnoliopsida; Malvales; Malvaceae
Product: probable myosin-binding protein 5
Exons: 2
Coding region: 180-1751 (523 amino acids)
Molecular function (GO): myosin binding
Source: RefSeq, a predicted model, not a curated record